AUGGUGCGACAAGCAUUGCAAGCAAAGUGGGAUGAAGACGAGUACAAGAAGCGAGUAGAACAAAACAAAAAGAAUCACGGCUCCGAGACUGAUAAGUCAGUCCACACAAGCGGAUUCAUUCCUUUCACCGAGAGCCGAAAAAUGAUGGAGGCGUUCGAGAGAUUAAGUGCAGAGGCAUCUUCAGCAUCAGCCGGCGGUAGCAAGUCAUCUUCUCCACCUACAGUCGACGAGCGCCACAUUUUUUAUCAAGUUGUCUCUGGUAGGAACAAGAAGGGUCGUGUCUACGCUCUCGGCUCUCAAGGUAGGCAGUCCUACCCUGUUGGAUCCGGUAGCAAGUCAUCUUCUCCACCUACAGUCGACGAGCGCCACAUUUUUUAUCAAGUUGUCUCUGGUAGGAACAAGAAGGGUCGUGUCUACGCUCUCGGCUCUCAAGGUAGGCAGUCCUACCCUGUUGGAUCCGAUAGCAACUCUAGUGGUUCAUAUGGGUUGUCGUCAGAAUUAGAACAAAUGAGAAUAAGGGCCACUCAGAUGAACGAGGAGUUGCAUUUCGCUCGGACCAAGGUGAUCGAGGUGCAAAAUGAGCUACAUUCCACUCGAACUCGAAUGGACGAGGAGUUGCAUUCUGCUCGAACCUAA
Messenger RNA from Diospyros lotus (date-plum), 636 nucleotides. RefSeq lists its product as uncharacterized. The record is from RefSeq and is a predicted model, not a curated record. NCBI's taxonomy places the organism in Eukaryota, Viridiplantae, Streptophyta, Magnoliopsida, Ericales, Ebenaceae. The coding region runs from base 1 to 636 and encodes 211 amino acids. The transcript has 2 exons.